AUGCUGCAAUUAAUAAUCAUUUUGGUGCUGAUUAAGAGUGUGCAGGCACAAGAUCUCUUUGAUCUGAUCGAUUAUGACCCGAACAUAGCGCUGGCUGCUGCCGGGAUGGGACUAGGAUUCUUUGGCGGAUUAGGAUUAUAUCUGAUUCGACUUCGGGCUGCAGCUGAAUUGAGCAAUAUAUCGACUCAAACAUCGGGUUCACAUGAGAGCUUUUCAAUCGAUUUGACGACUGGCGAUUCGUGUUUAAUGGAGGAUGUGAUGAUCUCUGUUGAAUUUUUGCCCUCGUCGCCGUCGUCAUCCUCGAACGGACAAAAGAAUCAGCACAGCACACCAGAAUGA
Gregarina niphandrodes is the source of this 339-nucleotide messenger RNA. Its product is annotated as putative transmembrane protein. The record is from RefSeq and is a predicted model, not a curated record. NCBI's taxonomy places the organism in Eukaryota, Apicomplexa, Conoidasida, Eugregarinorida, Gregarinidae. The transcript has 2 exons. The coding region runs from base 1 to 339 and encodes 112 amino acids.